UUCGAGUCACCGGCAGUGAGAGUCGGAUGUCGCCUGACCGGAUGGUCGCAGGAAGUUUUUUUUUGUUUUGUGAGUGUUGUUUUUUUUUUUUUAACGCCGACUGACUGCGACUAAACCUCACAUUUUAUUACACGUUUUAUAACACGUUUCCAUUUCCAUUCAAUCAUUUAAAGAGACGUGUUUUUACUGACAGACCGAUGACUGAAAGUGAAUAAAGGGUGUAAAGGGAACCCGAGUCAAGCCGAGCGGAGCCGAGUCCAGCCGAGCCGAGUCUAACCGAGUCGAGCCGAGUUCAGCCGAGCCGAGCCAAACCCAGCCGGAAUCAUGGGGAACCGGGGGAUGGAGGAAUUGAUCCCCCUGAUCAACAAACUUCAAGACGCGUUCAGUUCCAUCGGGCAGAGCUGCAACUUGGAUCUGCCGCAGAUCGCCGUGGUGGGAGGACAGAGCGCCGGAAAGAGCUCGGUUCUAGAGAAUUUCGUCGGCAGGGAUUUUCUCCCUCGUGGCUCAGGGAUCGUCACUCGCAGGCCUCUGGUUCUGCAGCUAAUCAACAACAAAGCAGAGUAUGCCGAGUUCUUGCACUGUAAAGGGAAGAAGUUUGUGGACUUCGAAGAAGUCCGGACGGAGAUUGAGGCCGAGACGGACAGGAUCACGGGUUCGAAUAAGGGAAUCUCCCCCAUUCCCAUCAACCUGAGAGUCUACUCGCCUAACGUGUUGAACCUGACUCUCAUCGACCUGCCAGGGAUGACCAAGGUUGCCGUGGGCGACCAGCCGGUGGACAUCGAGCACCAGAUACGAGACAUGCUUUUGCAGUUCAUCACUAAAGACAGCUGUCUGAUCCUGGCAGUCACACCGGCCAACACUGACCUGGCCAACUCGGACGCUCUGAAGAUCGCCAAGGAAGUGGACCCUCAGGGUCUUCGCACCAUUGGUGUGAUCACCAAGCUGGAUCUGAUGGACGAAGGAACGGAUGCACGAGACAUUCUGGAGAACAAGCUGCUCCCACUGCGCAGAGGCUACAUCGGUGUAGUGAACCGUAGUCAGAAGGACAUUGACGGCAGGAAGGACAUCCGCGUCGCUCUGGCUGCAGAGAGGAAGUUCUUCUUGUCUCACCCCGCUUACAGACACAUGGCAGAGAGAAUGGGAACGCCGCACCUGCAGAAGACCCUCAACCAGCAAUUGACUAACCACAUCCGAGACACGCUGCCCGGUUUGCGCAGUAAGUUACAGUCACAGCUCCUGUCUCUGGAGAAAGAGGUGGAGGAGUACAAGAACUUCCGUCCUGACGACCCCACACGCAAGACCAAGGCACUGCUGCAGAUGGUGCAGCAGUUCGGUGUGGACUUCGAGAAGUGUAUUGAGGGAUCAGGAGAUCAGGUGGACACGGUGGAGCUGUCCGGUGGUGCCAGGAUCAACCGCAUCUUCCACGAGCGCUUCCCUUUCGAGCUGGUCAAGAUUGUGUUUGAUGAGAAGGAGCUGCGGCGAGAGAUCAGUCACGCCAUAAAGAACGUCCAUGGAGUCAGAACUGGCCUGUACCCCGACCUGGCGUUUGAAGCCAUCGUGAAAAAGCAGAUCAUAAAGCUGAAAGAGCCCUGUCUCAAAUGUAUCGAUCUGGUGAUUCAGGAGCUCAUCAACACAGUCAGGCAGUGCUCCAACAAGCUGAAUUCAUACCCCCGGCUGAGGGAGGAGACUGAGAGAAUUGUCACUACAUACGUCCGAGAGCGAGAGGGCAAGACAAAGAGCCAGGUUCUGUUGCUGAUCGACAUCGAGCUGUCAUACAUCAACACCAACCAUGAGGACUUCAUCGGAUUCGCCAACGCCCAACAAAGGACACUCGCGAACAAGAAAAGGCCGGUUCCGAACCAGGGUGAAAUACUGGUGAUCCGCAAAGGCUGGCUCACCAUCAACAUCAGCUUCAUGAAGGGAGGAUCCAAGGAGUACUGGUUCGUCCUGACAGCUGAGUCUCUGUCCUGGUACAAGGAUGAAGAGGAAAAAGAGAAGAAAUACAUGCUCCCUCUGGACAACCUGAAGAUCCGAGACGUGGAGAAAGGCUUCAUGUCCACCAAACACACAUUCGCUAUCUUCAACACGGAGCAAAGGAACGUUUAUAAAGACCUGCGGCAGGUGGAGCUGGCGUGCGAUUCCCAGGAGGACGUGGACAGCUGGAAGGCCUCGUUCCUCCGGGCGGGCGUGUACCCUGAGAAAGAUCAGGUCGAGGGAGAUGAAGGAGCUCCAGUGGACACCUUCUCCAUGGACCCUCAGCUGGAGAGGCAGGUGGAAACGAUCCGUAACCUGGUGGAUUCCUACAUCAGCAUCGUCAACAAGACCAUCAGAGACCUGAUGCCCAAGACCAUCAUGCACAUCAUGAUCAACAGUGCAAAGGACUUCAUCCACUCAGAGCUGCUGGCCUACCUGUACUCUUCAGGAGACCAGAACAGUCUGAUGGAGGAGUCGGCCGAUCAGGCUCAGAGAAGGGACGAGAUGCUGCGAAUGUACCAUGCCCUCAAGGAGGCGCUCACCAUCAUCGGUGACAUCAGCACCACCACCAUCUCCGUGCCUGUUCCUCCGCCUGUUAACGACACCUGGGUCCAGGAAGCCAGCCCCACCCCACAGCGAAGGCCGGCCACCACAGCCCCGCACCCUAACAGACCUCCGGCGGUGAGAGGUCCCACUCCGGGGCCGCCCCCUCUAAACCCCUCCCCUGCUUUUGGUGCUCCGCCCAUCCCAUCCAGACCGGGACAGCCCAUGAACGCCUUUGGGAACAGCAGCCAGGACCCAUUCAGUGCACCACCUCAAGUGCCUUCUCGCCCACAACGAAUCCCUCCCGGGGUGCCCAGCCGAAGACCUCCUGGUGCUCCCACCCGGCCCACCAUAAUCCGCCCUGCUGAGCCCUCCCUGCUAGACUAGACCUCCACUACAUUUAUACACACACACACACACACACACACACACAUCUGUGAAUAUGGGCCAACAAAGAGAAAUCAGGUGAACUCAAGAGUGGGGGAAGGAGGCUGCCGGGUUAGAACACUGGAUUUGUAUCUGUAUCUCCACGCUGACCAAUAAACCAUCCAGCUGUUUAGUUGA
This is a messenger RNA of Silurus meridionalis, 3081 nucleotides long. Its product is annotated as dynamin-2-like. Gene Ontology annotation, molecular function: GTP binding; GTPase activity; microtubule binding. Gene Ontology annotation, cellular component: microtubule; cytoplasm; membrane. The record is from RefSeq and is a predicted model, not a curated record. Lineage: Eukaryota; Metazoa; Chordata; Actinopteri; Siluriformes; Siluridae.